Molecule: messenger RNA, 1140 nt
Organism: Ylistrum balloti
Lineage: Eukaryota; Metazoa; Mollusca; Bivalvia; Pectinida; Pectinidae
Product: carbohydrate sulfotransferase 11-like
Exons: 2
Coding region: 1-1140 (379 amino acids)
Biological process (GO): carbohydrate biosynthetic process
Cellular component (GO): membrane
Molecular function (GO): sulfotransferase activity
Source: RefSeq, a predicted model, not a curated record
AUGGAGUUGAACAGGGUGUAUGCCGUGCGACGAAAAACGAUGUUAGAAGCAUGCUCCAGACGGGACAUUGACCUUGCAUCUAGAGGGAAUUCCUCACAAAACUCAAUCAAAGACCAUUUUGUCGUCGACCGGAAACACCGUAUCCUGUACUGUGCCAUGGAGAAGGUUGGUUCCACAUUCUGGAGACGACUUUGGCAGAUUAUGGCUGGUUUGAGCUCUGCCCAGAAUCCGUACGACAUUCCGGCGGGAGGGGCGUUGGGAGGUGGCCAGGAAACGUUCCGAAAUAUCUAUUUUGAUGAAAUCUAUACAAUGAUAUCCAACUAUCGCAGCUUCAUCAUCACUAGACAUCCGUUUUACCGGCUUUUCUCGGGAUAUGUCGAUAAAUUAUUUUCACCGAACCCAUCCUUUUGGAAGGGGCUAGGAACAUACAUCGUGACAAAUUUUAGAGAAGAAAAAAGGAAAGAUGAAACCAUUUGUGGAAAUGAUGUCACAUUUAAAGAGUUUGUGAAAUAUUUCAUUCAUUCUGAAACACAUAAUACACAUCGAAACGGACAUUUUUUACCAAUGCACGAUCACUGUCGUCCAUGUCAAGUGAAAUAUGACGUCAUUGGCAAGAUGGAGUCGUUUGUGGAUGACACGUUGUAUAUCGUUAAAUCGCUUGGUUUUAAGGAUUUGGCAUACACUCUAAAUAAAACAAUGAGGGUUGAUACUGUUAGUGAUACUAUCAAAGAUCAAGUUAACCUAUUGUUUGCUUAUAGACAACACUUUUGUAUUAGUUUUUUCAAUGCACAGAAAAUAAUGUGGAGAAAAUUUAAAAUACGGGGUGUAAUAAGUAAACAUUCUAAAUUUCCAUUUACUCGGGAGCAGGCAGGCAGCAUAAAACAACAGGACUUUGUUAUGGCUGUCACCAAUGCUAGAGGGGAUGCCCGCGACAACGCACGCUCUAAACUGUACCGUCAAGAAGCAUACGCUGAGGCAUUCGGGUCAAUUGACAGGAAGGAUAUGGAGAAACUAGCUGACAUAUUACGAGUUGACUGUGAAGUGUUUGGAUACGACUGUUCAUUACCUACCUUGUACGACAAAAUUAAUAGAUUCCAAAGUGACACUAAGUAUUUUGAUAUCAGUGCCACUGAUAAUUAG